Messenger RNA from Neolamprologus brichardi, 1962 nucleotides. It is a transcript of the gene cfap184, whose product is annotated as cilia and flagella associated protein 184. Gene Ontology annotation, cellular component: ciliary basal body; axoneme. The record is from RefSeq and is a predicted model, not a curated record. Lineage: Eukaryota; Metazoa; Chordata; Actinopteri; Cichliformes; Cichlidae. Gene Ontology annotation, biological process: cilium assembly.
UCCUUCUGCCUCUGUACCCCAGAGAGAGAACCGACCGCCGUCGACCUGCUGGUAGCCGUGCCAUCUCCGGUGAUUACCGAUUUCAGCGCCCGCUGAGAAGCACUCUGGGCACAGCUCGAUAUCAGGGCACUCGGUGCAGCGAAGCCGCAGGUUUGUAACAUCUGCAAGGCAGUUAACGCAGUACUUCUUCCCCAAGUCGGCCAUCUUGCCUGGCGUCUGCUUCUUGUUGUUGGAGGCAAUCCUUCGCGCCUGCGUACAGCGAGCCUCGCAGCGCGAGCUACUCACAUCCUGCUCAUAAAUAUUAAUGAGAAUGGGUCAGGGCUCCUGUGAUUGGCUCUUCUGCUUAGUUUCCAGGGCAACCGAAACAAAACGAACAGUUUCAUUGACCACAGAACUGCACGAGCCUUACCUCUGUAUACAAAGUAAAUAUUAUUAAAAAUGGACAAAGAGGCGGGAGAGGGAGAAAAUAAGGUAAGAAUUCACAGUGACAGAGACACAGAGGAGAAUUUUAUUUCUGUUAGUGGGGAUAAAAAUGAAGCUGUCUCAGCUGAAAUGCCCACAUCAGACCCUGAAGAAAAGCACUGUGAUAGCGGGAAAGUCACAGAAGAGUUCUCAGCUGAAGAGGCCGCCACUUUUGAACCAGAAGCCAAAAGUGAAGAUGAGCUCUGCACUGAGUUUGAUGUGAUGAUUAAAGUCAAAGAACAGCCACUGUGCCACGAAGAAAUUGUGGUUUCUGAGACGAACAGCACUUACCACGAUGACGCUCUGAAGCUACAUCCUGAGACUCAGGACACGGAGAUCUCCAGCCCUCUACACCACGAAGAUGAAGAGGCUGAAAAAGAGGGAGCCACAUCUGCAUGUGCACAAAAACUAAACAUAAAGUACAAAGAAUACAGACAGCUCCUCCAGGAGCUGUGCAAGGAGCGAGAUAAGGCCAGGCAUAACAGCAGCCAGCUGCAGAUGAAACUGGCACAAUACUUCAAGAAGGCUGGGGACAGUGUCCAGCUGGAGGGCGAGAAGCCUGUGUCAGAGCAGCUGCAGGAGUACGAGAGGUACAUCAACACCCUGACUGACCUGAAGCAGCAGCUCCGGGCUGAAUCAGAGGCAGCCCAGCGUCAGGCAGAGGACCUGAGGCUACAGUCCCAGGAGCAGCUGGGCAAGAUGGAAGAUGAAUGGCGAGCACUGAUGGCACUGAAACAGGAUACAGCUGUGAAGAUGCUAAGCAGACGCCUGGGUAAAGAAGCAGCUCGGGCCAAAGCGGAGGCGUCUCUGCGAGCUGAACAGCUUCGGCAGGACGAGCUGAUCAAACUGCGGCUGAAGCACAUCAAGUUGAAUAUGAAGAUUUGCAAGCUGGAGGCAGAGCUCCGCCGUGGGGAAGAACAUGACAGGGACCCCACACAGAUCCAGUUUGAGCAGCUGCAGGCUGAGAAGCUAGAGCAGAAAAAACAAGCCGAAAAGCAGCACGAGGGAUCAGUAAAGCUGCAGAAGAAGAUCAGCAGUAGCUUGGAGUGCCUGUCACAUAUAAAGGAGAAGCUGCGCUGGUGCCAGAUGGAGGUCAAGGUGAAGAGAGAGCAACUGACUGAGGUGGAGACCGUGGUGGCUGGGAAGAGGGACCACCUAACCAGGGUCAAGCAAGAAAACAGUCGCCUGCACAGACAAAACCUGAGGUUGAAGGAGCAGCGUGGGCUGCUGGGCAACAGGGUCCUGCUGCAGGACUUUGAGGAUACUGUGAAUGCCUCUGACCAACUGGAGGAACAACUAGAACAUCUGAAGUGCCGGCAAGCCGAGAUCCUCUUCAGCUGUGGCGGGUGGAAGAGUCAAUAAUGACUAAAACUUUAUCUCAGGUUUCAAAAAGCUAUGAAAAAAAUGAGAAAAGAACACAUGUAGCUGACAAGGAGCUACCAGAAUGAGCACUUGCCCUUACAGUUUGAUUCAGUGUAGAGUCGCCAAAGUGCUUGCUCA